AACAAGAAAUUAAGCUAUAAUAUUGCUACUAAAGAAGCACAUAUAGAUUUUCAUUUUUUUUAAUAAUUCUUAGACCAUUGGCAUACAUUUUAAUUUAGGGCUAAUACCACUAGAAAACUCGAACUAUUAGCUUUGUGUCAUUUGUGUCCUAAAGUAUUCGAUAUGACAUUUUUGUCCCAACCUAUUAUAGUUUUGUGUCAUUUAUGUCUUGACGAUUUUGUUGACCGUUAUACAUAACGGUUGACCAGACGGUGGUCAACUUGAUGUUGACUUUUGCUGACGUGGCAGCCACGUAGAUGCCAUGUCAUUGACAACUCAUAUUUUUAAUACAAAAUUAAAUAAAUAUUAAAAUUGAAAAAAAUGAUAAAUUAAAAAAAAAACUCACCCAAGCAAUCAAUCCGAACAAUUAAAUAAAUACUAAAAUUGAAAGAAAAAAAACCAAAGCAAUAAAAAAUUCGCCGCCACUGUAGCCCAUAAAUCCACGUCGACGCUGUCAAACAAGGAUGCUCUCAAACAAUCAAUUCUCGCUGCCACUGUCGAACAAUCAAUCCCCGUCGGCGCUGUCAAACAAUCAAUCGAACAAUCAAUCCGUCCCCGGGGAUUGCCUUCCCCCCGCAGACAUCGCUGCCCAGCUCCCCGCCAAGAACCCAAAAGCCCCCGACAUGCUCGACCGCAUCUGCCACCUCCUCGCUUCCUACUCUGUCUCCGUCUCCACCCCUCGAAGCCUACCAUCGCCAUCAUCAGAGGCCGCGGCCCAGUCGACAACGUCUCCGCCAGUGAGGCGCCGCGCUCUACGAGGAAGAAUUGGGGGUGAGAGAUAGAUGCAGCGGCGACGAGUGAUUGCGAAGAAGAAGAAUUGGGGGCGGGAGAUUGAUGCAGCGAAGGCGGGUGGUUGGAAAGAAGAAGAAUUGGGGGUGGGAGAUGUUAGAGAGUGGUAUAUGGUCCACGAUUGAACCUCUCCCAACAACUCGAGUUAUUGGGAUCAACUGGUUCAUGACAUGGUAUCAGAGCCUCGAACCAAAAGGUCAUGUGUUCGAAUCUCCACGACCCCCAAUAUUAAUCGUUGUCUUUCAAGCACAUGGUAUAGUGGGCCUGUGCAAACUUCAAGCCCGUGAGUUGGCUUUCGUUUGAGAGGGCGUGUUAGAGAGUGGUAUAUGGUCCACGAUUGAACCUCUCCCAACAACUCGAGUUAUUGGGAUCAACUGGUUCAUGACAGGAGAUAGAUGCAGCAGCGGCGGGUGGUUACGAAGAAGAAGAAUUGGGGGUGAGAUAUCGAUGCAGCGGGGCGGAUCCGACCUGGAGGAGCUUGCCGAGGAUGAACCAGGGUUUUGGGCAUGGCGGGAGUUGAAGAGACGGCUUGCGCUUGCGGAGCAGGUGAGGGAAGCUUGAGUCUCCCUCCUUCUUCCACUUCUUCUUUUCUACCUUUGUUCGGGAAAGUGGAAUUUUUGGGAACUUUUUCAUUGUUUCCCCCCGGAGAUGCAGAUCUGCUGAUUUGUGUUUUUGCUUUUUAAUUUUUCUUUUAAUUUCCUUUUGUUAGUUUAUUAAUUUUAUAUGGAAAAAUAAAACUAAAUAAAAAAUAAAAUUCCACGUAAGAUACCACAUCAGUGCUGACUAGACUUUCUGUUGAAAACUAACAGUCAACUCUAACAGAAAAAUAGUUUAGAACACAAAUGUCACCGGAUACUUUAGGAAACAAAUGACACAUUCUUUAUAGUUCGGGUUUCCUAGUGGUAUUUGCCCUUUAAUUUAUAAAACUUCUAUUUGUACAUCGGGUACGAGACCAAUGAUCUUUUUUACAAUAAUGCUAACUCACAUUCCAACAUUUUGUUACCACAUCCAAUUUUUUCUUCAUUUUUCCACUUUAGAGGAAAGUGGACUCUCUGAACUUUCAUUUCUCUAUAUGUCCAAUGUAGCAGUUGAUAAAUAAGCUCAUAAUAAACUUAUUUUGUCAUUUUGCUACUACUACAGGAGCAGUUUUUCUUUUGCAAUAAUGUCAAAUUCAUAGAUUCAGCAGAAAAUUAUUUUAUUUUGCUACUUUUUGUAUAUGGAGUUUAGUUUCAAAGAUUUCAUAUAUCUAAAAAUCUAGAUAUAUCAAAUCUCUCGUACAAUGGCUCACACGCAUUUUUUUUUUUUGGGAUGGGAUGAUAUUUGGACUCUAGGCUCACUAUUUUCAUUGUGGACCAACUAGUUUUCGAUUCCUGUAUCUCUUCACAUUAAUGAAAUAAUACUGGAUCUUAAAAAAAAAAACUUUUAGAUACCUGAAAAUCUAGAUAUAUCAAAUCUCUUAUAAUAGAGUAGACUCUAUAUUUUGAUUUGUGAUAUUAUUUUUCCUCCUACUUUAGCCCUUUCUUUUUUAUUAAUCAACUAAAUACUUUUAUCAAUAUUUCUCGAGCAACUAUGAUUAUUUUAUUUAAGGGUGAACAUAUGAUUUAAUGAAAAUAAAAAUUUCUAUUUCUUAUUGAAUGUUAACAAUCACAAUUACCAAAAGAAUAAAAUUUAAUCCUUUUU
This is a messenger RNA of Linum trigynum, 2508 nucleotides long. The record is from the annotation of a GenBank genome assembly. NCBI's taxonomy places the organism in Eukaryota, Viridiplantae, Streptophyta, Magnoliopsida, Malpighiales, Linaceae.